GCGUCCUCCCCCGUUAGCCCCGAGAGUCCCGACGUGUUAUACAUAUAUUUAUAAAGCUGCAUUGUGUCCCUUAGAAGUUUUUAAAUUCGUGACAACAAAGGAUUUUAACGAGUGUACUCUAUUUUAAACAGCCCAUGACUUUGUGUGCGUACAAUUUGACUAUUGUAUUUGUUUAUUGAUUUUGGCCCAUGGAUUCACUUAACACCCUCGUGGAAGAGGUUAGAAUUUCAUUGUUGAGUGUAGAGUGCGUGAGUGUAAACACACGUCUCGAACGCCACAAGAUCUGCACUUGCAGUAUCCGCACAGCAGAAGAGGAAAACAACAACAACACGUAAAAUCUUUUAUUUGACUAUAAUCAGUAAACAUGAAAGUGAAGAAGUGAACUCGAAGGAGUUGCGAGUGCCGCCACCCCCAUGACCGAGCCAGCCUACAGCCAGGCGCUUGGCCCUAGUGAUAAGCACCAUGGAAAACCUGGAGGAGAGCAAGCUCGCAGGCGGCGAUCAGUCGCAAAAAAAAGACUGCACAGCUGACCUGCUGCCAAAAAUGUUGUUCCAGGGCGAUGCUGCUGUGGUGGCUGCAGCCGCAGCUGCCGCAGCAGUGAAGUUCACAUCAAAUUAUCUUCCUCCCAUAGGUGUUUUUUGGGACAUAGAAAAUUGCCAGGUUCCAAAAGGCCGCUCUGCCAUGGCUGUAACUAGAGUGAUAAGGGAUAAAUUCUUUAAUGGUUAUAAAGAGGCAGAGUUCAUUGUUGUGUGCGAUGUGCAGAAAGAGAACAAACUGAUAAUUGACGAGCUGAAUGACGCUCAAGUGAAUCUGAUUCACGUGUCAGCCACUUGUAAGAAUGCAGCUGACGAAAAACUCAGACAGUCGAUUAGACGUUUUGCCGAUACCCAUGGCAGCCCCGCCGCUAUUAUAUUGAUAUCGGGAGAUAUCAAUUUUGCGGCCGACUUGAGUGACUUGCGUCAUCGCAAAAAAAUACAUGUUAUUUUGUUACAUAAGGAAAAUACAUCGGAGGCUCUCAUACUAUGUGCAGAUGAUCACUAUGAUUUUACGCAGCUGUUCCAAUCUCUACCUUCUAGGACACCUAUGAAGAUGGGAGAAUCAUACGACUUGUUGGUCAGCAACCUGCCCGAGGAUAAGGAGGCUAUGGGGAUAAAGCGCCGGCUCAAGCAAUUGUCAUAUAAUUGUGGUGGACGAGUCGUCCAAAUUCGCCAAAGCUCAGCUGUUGUGCGAUUCAGCAAUAAAGAGACGGCAGACAGGGCGCAAAAGCGUAUGCACGGCGAAUACGUUUUCGAUUCGAAAAUCAGCGUGAGAUACCUCAAGGAAAAGGAGCGGGACUUGUGCACCGAUUCUCGUGAUCAAGGUAGCAACGGUAACGUGCGCGAAGGCACGACGAGCGAGUCAGAAGUCGUUGGUGAAAACACUAACGAAAUGUACGGGGUGGCCAACGCGAUAUCAGGCACGAGGAGCUUGCCUGGUACUCCGCACUACCCGACCUCCUCACCAAUCGUCGGCAAUUAUUCCAGCUGGAAUGGAAUGUAUUACACCCCCCAAGGUGGGGUGUUCCCGCCACCUCCGGCUUUCGUGAUGGGAUACCUCCCGAACGACCCGGCCAGAUCGUAUGCUGAGCGCGUCAGAAGCCAGUCGCCUCAAAUGUGGCCAAUGUCGAAUCCACAACAGCAACAGCAGUUGUAUCGCUAUUGGGAUGAUCGCUCCAAGGCUCGUGAGUUUUCUACUCCUGAAACAUCCAACUUCCGAACAGUUAAGGGCCCUCUACCUGCCAGAAAUGUACAAUAUCCUCAGCAAUCCGAUUGGAAUCCACCUAGACCACCAUGGUCUGCCAAUACCUCAAACAACUCGAUAUUAAAUUUUUCAACUCAUAAAUUGCGAACUCCAUCUCCAAUGUUUGCUCCAGCUAGUCAGGAUGGUAAUCAUUGGAAUGGCCAGCAGGGGCACUCUGGUGGUAACAGAAAAAGAGAUAGAACUCCAUCACCUUAUGAAGCCAUGUCUACUUUACCUGGCUCAGUAAAGAGAUCUGAUCAUGUCUCUCCUUUCAGACAGAGCAAUUCUGAAAGUGAAGAAGUUGAGAACUUUUUCAGUCCCAUCAGUAGUCGCAAUAGUAAUGGAGUUGUCAAUGGUAAUUGUACUCCAAUCGAGCUUCAAGUUACCAACUUGGAUCAAAACAUUGACCCUAAAGAUAUGAGACGCUAUCUCUCCUCUUUAUUCAUGGAGCAUGUCAUGGUACUUCAGAUCUCCAUAACCGUACACUCGGAUGGUAAUUUCGCUGCAACCGUCAAGGUGCCCUCGCUGUCUGAGGCACAAUACGCGAUAUCUCAGUUGCAUCGUCGCAAAGUUGGUCACAAGCGUAUCCUAAUAUCAUAUGUGCACACGAGUGGACCAAAUCCACAAAUUAUUCGUGCCCAGAUAGUUAUGCUGUUGCAAGAGGUACCGGAACACAAGCUGCCGCUUUUUAAAUUCCGCGAGAUGUUUGAGAGUAGAUUCAUGGUAUCGAUUGGCAUGUCAGAAUUGUACAAGAUGAAGGAUGUAUGCGUUAUUACGGAUGAUCCGAGCGGAAGAAUGGUAUCAUUAAAUCCCGAUCAUCGAAACACACCCUCGCCCAAUUUGAAUACAACUUUGGAUGGGCAAUCUUUGGAACUACCUUAUUGCACGAUUCAUGCUCAGAAACCUUGGGUAAAUAAAGGCUGGGCAGAACAAGAGAUGGCCUCGUUACCUAAUGUAAAAAUAUCAUUGAAGUUACUCUCCGAAAGAGUUCACCAAUUGUUAUCAACUCACUCUGAAAUUUUGCCUCUGAUGAGCUUCCCAUGUUGUUACAACGCUGAGUUUAACGAGCCCCUUGAGAUUGAUGAAAAUGGUGUUCCUCUUGAACAAUUGAUUUCCUGUUUACCAACUGUUGAGAUAAAGCAAGGAUUGGGUUGUGGAAAAAAGCAUAUUGUUUGGGCUACUAAUAAGGAGCAGGACGACAACCCAGACGAAAAUAAACGAAGCAGUUCGCCUUUGGCAAACCAGUUAGCUUUCUUCAGUCGCGAGUUGGUCGAUUUGCUCAAAACUGCUCCACACUGUCAGCUGUCAUUUAAUCGGCUCAUUCCAGCCUACCAUCAUCACUUUGGUAGGCAAUGUAGGGUUGCAGAUUAUGGAUUCACUAAGUUGAUUGAUUUAUUAGAGGCCUUAUCUAACACAGUCCUUGUAAUGGGUGAGGGUAACAAGCGAAUCGUAACUUUAUCUCAUCGAGCUCAAGUGCGUCGUUUUACGUCCGAUCUUCUUCGUGUCUUGAAAGCUCAAGCCAGUAAACAAGUGACACUUACGGAAUUCCCUGGUGUAUAUGCUCGUGUAAUAGGUAAACCAUGGGAUAUCGCCGAUUAUGGUGUAUGCAAUAUAGACGAUAUCCUUGGCGAGGUAUCUGAGAACAUUGUUGUAGUUACCGGCAGUAAGGAUGGUAAAGAUCGCGUGAUUUCCAUUCCCAAGAGAGAACAGACUGGUGAUGAAAUUGAAAGAACCAAACAAUUUGCAGCAGAGGUGGUUGAAUUAUUAAAACACGCACCUCAACAGCGAAUGCUGUUCAAUAAAUUUGUGCCUUCCUAUCACCACCACUUUGGCCAUCAAUGUCGCGUCUCGGACUACGGUUUCACGAAACUUAUCGAAUUGUUCGAGGCUAUCCCGGAAAUCAUUAAAAUUGAGGAAGGCAAUGGAGAGGAUCGAAAAAUUUUCCUCACCGAAAAAGAAGGGAUACACGUACUUGGUGAACAGAUGAGCAAGCUGAUCUCUCGUUACGCUGACUCGAACGGUCAGCUUAUGAUUUCGAGUAUUGCUAAAGUUUUCCUUGAGGAUUUCGGGUAUGCUUUACACCCCGAGCUGUUCAAUUGCAGUUCUAUACUGCAUUUGAUGGAGAAGCUACAUGGCUAUGUAAAAAUUGUGAAUACAAAAAAUGGCGUCGCUGUCGUAUCGAUAGACAAGAACCAUAUUCAACAGCUAGGACUCGAGUGUCGUAGAGUACUAAUGGAUGCGGCCGAUAAUCGCAUGCCAUUUGGCGAAUUCGAGCAAUGCUACGAGAAAUUUUUUAACAAAAAGUGUAUGAUAGAAAAAUACUCUCACAGCCUGGAGUCUUUUGUAAAAAUUUCUAACGAAAACAACGAUCGCUUUAUCGAAUUAACGCCUAUCCAACGUUUUGCCUGCGACGUGCAGCGUGUACUUAUAGCCCAUAAUGGAAAAAUUAAUAUGUCGCAGUUCGAGGCAGCAUACCUCAAAGUUAUCGGAGCUGCUUGCAGAAGUGCUCAGUACGGCUACUCAACGCUCUAUGCAGCUCUUCGUGCUAUACCGUGCACGGUCAUCGUUAAAGAUAUUCGUCACAGAAAAAAAGUUAUUCAUCUAAACAGGAAACUUAGUGCCAUUGGGUUACUACCGAAAACAUACGCCUCAACUUAUCAGGAUACAGACUCUAGCAAUGAUUCCAUUGAAAAUGGUUACUACUCGAAUUCAGUAGAAUUAACCAAUUCAGUACCGGUAGUAACCAAUUCUAAUGUACCGGUUUUGAACGAAAAUUCCAAGUGGAACGCCAUCUCACAACAAUCGGCUUGGAGUAAAGACCAAAAUACGUGGGAGUCAAAAUUAAGUCACUGGACUAUUCCUAAUAACAAAAACAAGACAGACGAGCCACGAGAGUGGUUUGGCCUGGAAAGUCGAAGUAACAAUUUCUUCGAGAAUCUCGAGAAAGUAGGCAGUACUUUCCCUCCUCCUCCACCAAAGCCAGAUUCUCCAGAGGACUCGCAUAACAAGAUGAGUUGCUGGCAGUCGUCUUCGAUAUGGUCUAGUCCUCCAAAAUUCGAUAUGCCUCCAUUGACUUUGUCACCAUUGAAACAAAUGUCAGGUAUCGAAGCAUCGGACUUGAUUUCACCGACAAAAAGUCUCCUGCCAGCGACUGCAAAUCCGUUCAAUCCUCGUGUCUCUCCCUUCUUCAGUAGCAAGCACAACGUUGUGGUUGCUCCACAUCCGUCAGAACUGCCACUGCCAUCGCUGUCUUUCACACCGAAAAAAACGGCCAGUCCCCAAGAACAAGAUAGCGCUAUCGUUACGUCAGAAAAUAGUGCUAGCUUCUCCAGCUCACCUAUCACAUCUAGGGAUAACUCGAAUAAGGAGAACUCUAGCAUUGAACAAAACAACAGUAUUGAUACUACACCUACCAAACGCUCGUUCCAUGGUAAGUGCCGUCUGGCUGCACAGUUCAACCAACUGCCCUUUGAUUCAUAAGGUUACCGAACUACUUGCGAGUUUCACGCAAUCCUUACUUUUGCGUGCGUCAGACCGAUUUACGAUACGAUAACGCGCCCAAGCGUAAGUGCGCAUGUUAUUAAUUUGAGUUAUUAAGUACUCGCGGUGAACAGACGAUUCAUUACUUGCAUAAAAGAUAUUUUACCUCUGUAUUACCCACGAAGUCAUGCAUCACAAAAACGAUUAUUCUUAUUACUAUAGUAGUAACCGUCGAUGUGUAUAUUGUUGUAAAGUCGUUACACGAGCGAUUACUUUAGUUUAUUAUGUCGAUCUAGUGAAGCUGUAGUAUUUCUGGAUCGCGUAUAGCAUUUCCUCGUCUGUGAUAUAAAUAUUUUUGUACAAAACAAUUCGUAAGAACUUGGAAUGAGCAGUUUUAAAAUAAGCACAUCCUUCAUGUUUUAUAAACUUUUUUUUUUUUUUUUUUUUUUUUUAAAUCCAUUUUAGUAAUAGAUUGAUAUUGCUCGUAACACAUUUUUAUCACGAAAAAUAAGGUAUUUUCUUUUUAAGAAAAUAUUCAAAUUGUCAAUAUUUCUUUUUAAUUUUAUUUACAAAGCCCCAAGCGAAAUAUCAAUCAAAAUGAAAAAUUGUGCUGUUUUAAAAUUGGUGGAUUAUCGCGGAGAAAUCUCUCAUUAGGUUCAUUUUACUGUAUAUUGUAAAACAUCUAUUCGUGGAAUGAUUGCAAACAAUUGAAUGGUUAUGUAACAGUAAUAUAAGAAACCUUUAGCCCUUCGAACCAGAAAACUUUUCCUUAUUACAUGAAAUUAAUAAGUAGUUUGGUCGUGAAAAGCAAUGAAACCUAAUAUAGAUUUUAAAAAGGAUUCAAUAAAAGAAAGUAUUUUAUUUUUAAGAAGUCAUAAUAAUGCGAGACACGGAAAAAAGAAGCAAAAAAAUUAAAAAUUGUUUGAUGUGAAUGUGUUUGUGUAUGUACGUUAGAUUAGUAAGAUUUCGUAGUUGUCCAUAUAUUUUAAGUUAACAUGCAACUUCAUAAUUGAAUUCCAAAAAUUAAAUGUCAUGCCUCAAAUGCAGCUCUAACAUUUUGCUUAUAGUUUUGUGAUUUGAAUUGAUCUCCUUAGAUCCCCGUAACAUAUUCAAGUUAUAUUUUUCUUUUACAUGCUUUUUACUGUAAAUCAAGUUAUGGAAAUUCCUUUAAUCUAUAAAAUUUGAAGAAAAAAAUAAAACAAUAUCAUGUUGUGAACCGAGUUCAUAUCAAAUUUGCAUCAUAAAA
Messenger RNA from Copidosoma floridanum, 6505 nucleotides. It is a transcript of the gene Marf1, whose product is annotated as meiosis regulator and mRNA stability factor 1-like protein. Gene Ontology annotation, cellular component: cytoplasm; peroxisome. The record is from RefSeq and is a predicted model, not a curated record. Gene Ontology annotation, biological process: regulation of gene expression. NCBI's taxonomy places the organism in Eukaryota, Metazoa, Arthropoda, Insecta, Hymenoptera, Encyrtidae. Gene Ontology annotation, molecular function: RNA binding; CCR4-NOT complex binding; RNA nuclease activity.